Mugil cephalus (flathead mullet) is the source of this 2472-nucleotide messenger RNA. Its product is annotated as beta-1,3-galactosyltransferase 2-like. The transcript has a single exon. Gene Ontology annotation, molecular function: N-acetyl-beta-D-glucosaminide beta-(1,3)-galactosyltransferase activity. NCBI's taxonomy places the organism in Eukaryota, Metazoa, Chordata, Actinopteri, Mugiliformes, Mugilidae. Gene Ontology annotation, cellular component: membrane. The record is from RefSeq and is a predicted model, not a curated record. The coding region runs from base 150 to 1100 and encodes 316 amino acids.
UCUUUGGUCUGUCUCUCUCUGCUGGGAGUGGCCGCCGAUGGACUUCCUGGAGUUCUGUCGAUACAUGAUAUCAGACCAGAGGGAGAACCAUUGCGGAGUCCUCGCACAGAGACGCAGUGGAGGAAUAAAGACGCUCUUCAGCUGAGGCUAUGCGGAUAACUUUUUCCUGGAGGUUGGUUAAGUUACUCGGCGUUUCAGCUGUGCUGGUCCUGUCUGCUCAGCUUUUACUGUUUACAGUAAGGCUGGGUAAACACCAGGCCAAGCCCAUCCCUCUUCCUGCAGAGGAGUACCGGCUCAUAUCCCCCCUCACAUACCAGUACCUCCUCAACCAGCCUGAUGUGUGCAGGGACAGAAGCCCCUUCCUGGUGUUUAUGGUCCCGGUCUCCCCGCAGCAGUUUGCAGCAAGGGAGGCCAUCAGGAAAACAUGGGGCACAUCAAGCCCGGACACCCUCACUCUGUUCUUUGCAGGGGCUGGGCAGGGGCUCCAGCAGGAGCUGGAGGAGGAGAGUGGACAGUAUGCCGAUAUCAUCCAGAUGAACUUUGUAGACAGUUAUCAGAACCUGACAAUCAAAACCAUGAUGAUGAUGAGUUGGCUGGCAACCCACUGUCCUAAGGCCUCAUACGGCAUGAAGGUGGACUCGGACAUCUUUGUCAAUGUCUUCUACCUCAUUAAAAGGCUGAGGAGCUCCCCCAGACUCAACUUCAUCACUGGGUCAGUAAUCCGUGAUGGCAGGCCAAGGAGGAAUCCCAACAGCAAAUGGUAUCUGUCAGAGGAGCUGUACCCUGAGGACAGCUUCCCCCCCUACGUGUCCGGAGCUGGGUAUGUGUUCUCCACUGACCUCGCUGGCAGGAUAUCCUGGGCGUCCAGGUUUGUCCAAGUGAUCCCUCUGGAGGACAUCUACGUUGGUUUGUGUCUGCGUGUGUUGGAUAUUGAGCCUGUGUACUCCUACAGCCUGCUGCCCCUCAGGAACUUGUUCGAAGUCCAGAAGCUGAAGUAUGACCGGUGCACCUUUGCCAGGCUUAUUAUUGUCAACAGGUUUAAGCCAUCUGAGCUAGUGCAUGCCUGGCAGGACUUUUCCAAAGGCCAUGUAAGCUGCUGACAACAUUUACCAAGUGCUUUUACAAUGAAAUAAAAUAAAGUAAGUAGUGUGAUCAUGCAGUAAAGGAAAGAAAGCCAUUACACACACAGCCUUUAAGAUGGUGAGAAAAGAAACUCUUCAGGACCAUGUAGGCAUUUUUAAAGUAAAAACUUCCCUCAGUGCCAGAGGGUCACAUGUCUUACAGAAAGUUUAGUUUCAAAGGACGGUGACGGAAGUAAUUGUUUUUUGUUUUUUUUGCUCAUGUAACAUUCAAAAUUGCAAUUGACUUUUUUUUUAUAUAUAUAAUUUCUGGCAUUACAAAUGCAAAAUCAAGGCUGCAAGUAGCCACUAUUUAGUUUAUUAGUGAAUAAUCUAAAAGAAAUAUAUAAUUUACUGACAAAAAGGAGCAAGCCAUUGUAAUUAAAAGCUAUGCACUAGAGUUAUUCAGUGGAUUCUUUUAUUUUCAUUUAAGCUAUUAUCAAAGUUGUUACAGAUGCAUUUUGCUUUUUAAUAGAUUCAGGUGUCCGAUAUAACUAAAUGUAACUAUAGUAAGAAAAACAACAUGACCAUCAGUUUGAUGUCUGCCUAUAAAGGAGCUUAAGUCCAAAGAGUGAUCGUAUUAUUCAGGUUACUCCUUUACGUCUCUAUCUCUUUGUGUCCCUCAAAAUGAAAGUAUUUAUGCUCUUUAAUUGAACCCCUACUCAAACGAGUUUUACCAGUUGUGACAAAUGUUUGACAAUGCUAUGCUAUGCUAUGUGGUGGCAGGUUCAUCUGGGUACAGCCUGGCUGCAAAGGAAGCAACCGUCCUUUAAUACCUUAAAGACACCCAAGGUGCUUUAGCUUUUCUAUGCUGUAGGUGUAUCUGAGGAAAGUAUAUUUUAUUUUGGUUAUUCUUUGUUUAUUGUGUGAUAAGUUGUGGGUACAUGGAGAAGCAUUACCCCACUUAUGUUAAGGCCUCACGCAAAAACAUCUUCUUAUCCUGUACCUCUCUUACAUUUUUCUAUGAAGUUGACAGGCGUUCCAAAUCGCACUGACCAAGCUGUCUCAACUGGUCAUUGUUGUAAGUUGCUUGUCUUUAGCCUGAUGAAUGUGGAUAUGAACGUUCACUAGCAGCAGCUCUCAUCUUUGUUGAGUGAUCAAGUUGAGUUUCUGAAUCAGCGAAUAUAUGUUGUAGUUACAGAUGACAACCUGCUGGUGGCAGUAUGUGCCUUUUUUUGUAGUGUCGUGUACACUGAAAGGCCUGUGCCUCGAUUAAAAAUGCCGGUUUCGCUGUGACAAGCCUCUUCUUCUUUGCUGUUUGUCAUUUGUGUAAUGAUGGAAUGAUUUUCAAUCACUGGAGAAUAUUGCUAUGCUGGAAUAAAUGUUGGACUAAAUAAAAAGGGAAAGAAAAAAA